AUGUCUGAAAAUCAGCCGGCGGCGGCGUCCACAACAAUGCAGGAUUUGAUUCCAAAUUUUCGCGAUCAAAAAGUUCAGGGAGCUGUGAAGAAUUUGUUGACGUAUAGUUUGGUGAUUUUGCUUGUACCGCUCGCCUCCAUGUUUUUAUUGAAGCAGUUCUUUUUUGAAGGUGGGAUUUUUGGCUGAAAAUUUGCUGAAAAUGAUGAAUUUUAAGCUAAAAAUCAUGAAAAAUGGUCAAUUUUGAGCCCAGAACCAUGUUUUUGACUCAAAAUCCCACAAAAAUCGAUAUUUUCUCAUUAGAGCGCAUUUGCUCACCCGAAUUCAAAAAAUUUAUCGAUUUUCAUGGAUUUUGAGUAAAGAGCCAUUGAAAAAUGCAUAAAACGAGGUUUUUGGCUGAAAAUGAUGAAUUUUAAGCUAAAAAUCAUGAAUUUUCUCAUUAGAGCGCAUUUGCUCACCCGAAUUCGAAUUUUUCAUGGUUUUCAGGUCAAAACUUCAAUUUUUCAUCAAGAAAAUCGAUUUUCAGCUCGAAAAUCAUCAGAAUUCAUGAUUUUCAACCCAAAAUUCAGAAAAAUCGAUAUUUUUUUGAAUUCGGACAAGCAAAUGCGCUCCAAUGAGAAAAUAUCGAUUUUUGAGAUAAAAACAUCGUUCUGGGCUCGAAAUUGACCGUUUUUCAUGAUUUUCAGCCAAAAACCUUGAAUAUUGAGCUGAAAACCAGGAAAAAUGAUCGAAAUCAAUUAUUUUUUUGAAUUCGGACGAGCAAACGCGCUCCAAUGAGAAAAACUCGAAAAUUUCCGUUUUUCGAGCUAAAAACAUGGUUUUUGGCUCAAAAUUAACCUAAAAAUCCGGAAUUUUCAAGAUUUUCAGCCUAAUUUUAAUUUCAGCUCUGCUCGGCUACCAACCAAAUGAUGCUCUCACAUAUUCAGCCAUAAUUGCAGUCAUUUUGGUGCACGUCGUUUUGGCCUUCUGGCUUUUCGCCGCCACAAAAGAGGACAAAAAGAAGAGCGAGAAUAAAUUUGACUAA
Molecule: messenger RNA, 1021 nt
Organism: Caenorhabditis angaria
Lineage: Eukaryota; Metazoa; Nematoda; Chromadorea; Rhabditida; Rhabditidae
Source: the annotation of a GenBank genome assembly